UUUCCGAUGUUUGAUCGUCAUUCGCAAAACCCCAAUCAGAUUGGGGGUAACAACAGCUCUGAUCCUCCUGCCGGCGAAGACCAUGUCCCUGGCUCCGUAACGUCCGGUCACAUUCCUUUCGACGAUAUGGACGAAAUCCCCCACCCUGACUCCAUCUACGCUGCCUCCGGUUUGAUUCCCGAUGGCUCUCAAUUGGUGGGUCACCGACCCGAGGGCUCCGAAUUACUUGGUUCCCGGAUCCCGGAGAGAGCGAACCAGCUAACCAUCUCGUUUCGUGGUCAAGUUUACGUCUUCGAUGCUGUUGGUCCUGACAAGGUCGAUUCGGUGUUGUCGCUAUUGGGUGGUACUACCGAGCUCUCUACUGGGCCGCAGGUGAUGGAGCUAGCUCAGCCGAAUCAUAUGCCUGUUGUGGAAUACCAGAACCGGUAUAGCCAUCCGCAACGGGCACAGUCCUUGGAUAGGUUUCGGAAGAAGAGGAAUGCUAGAUGUUUCGAGAAGAAAGUAAGAUAUGGCGUUCGCCAGGAAGUGGCAUUAAGAAUGGCACGUAAUAAAGGUCAAUUCACCUCUGCUAAGAUGACCGAUGGGGCUUACAACUCGGGCACAGAUCAAGAUUCUGCACAAGAUGAUACCCAUCCAGAAAUAUCGUGUACUCAUUGCGGCAUUAGUUCCAAAUGUACACCGAUGAUGCGACGUGGCCCUGCAGGCCCCAGGACUCUCUGCAAUGCCUGUGGACUCUUUUAUACUACCAGGGGUACAUUGAGGGAUCUCUCCAAGAAAACAGAAGAGAAUCAGAUGCUGGCUAUAAUAAAACCUGGAGAGGGUGGGAGUGAUGCCGAAGCUAACAACACCAACUCUGAACCUGCAACAGUCGAAGAACACGCUGCUCUUGCUAAUGGGGAUAAAUCUAAUCUGUGUUAG
Molecule: messenger RNA, 918 nt
Organism: Thlaspi arvense
Lineage: Eukaryota; Viridiplantae; Streptophyta; Magnoliopsida; Brassicales; Brassicaceae
Source: the annotation of a GenBank genome assembly